Molecule: messenger RNA, 1365 nt
Organism: Pipistrellus nathusii (Nathusius's pipistrelle)
Lineage: Eukaryota; Metazoa; Chordata; Mammalia; Chiroptera; Vespertilionidae
Source: the annotation of a GenBank genome assembly
AUGUCUGCCCUGCACAGAGGCGGCGGCGGCCACCUGCCCCGCGGGGCGCACCCCUGCAGCCUGAGACCAGAAAAAUCUGUCAUUGCUCAACCAAUAUUUGUUUUUGAAAAGAGAGAGCAAGCUUUUAAGAGACCCAUGGAAGAGACCCUGCACGAAGCAGCAGAACCUGAAUGUAAUGGCUUUUCAAGAAAGCGCAUACGGUCUUCAUCCUUUUCUUUGGAAACUGCAGAUUUGCAAUCCCAAGGAGUGAAGAAAAACAAUGUUUUUAUGACACCAAUUCUUGUGCAAAGGAAUGUUGGCAUGAACAGUGCAGAACAAAGUCCUUUGAAACAUUCUGAACAUGUUUUAAGACCUGCUAUUUUGCAGCCACCUCAAGCUCAAAGGCGCGAAAAAGUAAGACACAAUGCAUGGGAGCACUGCAAGACUAAAGAAAAAACAAAAAACAAAAUUUCUGAGAACUCCUGUUUGCUAAGUGAAAAUUUGCCAAGUGCUGGAAUUUCAAUCCAGCUGUCUACCAACCAGAUUCUUUUGGGGGCCGCAUCAGUAGGGUGUCAACCAAAUGAAGAUAAGUAUUCUUUUAAAAGCUGCAGUUCUGACUUCGUGUUUGGAGAAAACAUGGUAGAAAGAGUUUUGGGUAUGCAGAAACUCACCCAGCCUCAACUUGAAAAUGAUUCCCAAGCCAAGGAAAAGCCAUUCAAAUACACCCUAAGAUUUCCUACCAACUCUCCGAACUCAAGAACAGAUGCUAUUAAAAAUAUAUCCCUGAUUGAAUCAGCUGCUGCACUCUCUUCCAAAUCAUCCCCGAAAUGCUUGCUGAAGAAAAUUGAUGUAAUAACAGGGGAGGAAGCAGAAUAUAACGUGUUAAAGAUCAACUGCAAGCUUUUUGUGUUCAACAAAACCACUCCCUCCUGGACUGAGAGGGGCCGGGGAGCUCUGAGACUCAAUGAUACAGCUGGCAGCGACCAUGGGGCCUUCCAGUCAAGACUAAUUAUGCGCAAUCAAGGGAGCCUGAGGCUGAUUCUCAAUAGCAAACUCUGGACUCAAAUGGAGAUUCAAAGAGCAAACCACCGAAAUUUACGAAUAACAGCUACUGAUUUAGAAGACUAUAGCAUCAAAGUGUUUUUAAUUCAGGCCAGUGCCAAAGACACAGGGUCUCUGUUUGCAGCCAUACAUCACCGUCUUGUUGCUCUUCGAAGCUUCGAUAAACAAAAAGAUGUCAGUCAAGCUGAGAGCCAGGCAGAAGCAGCCCUCCCACAAUUAAACUGCGACAGCUGUGAUGAGGAUGAGGAUGGCUUUACUCAAGGCACUAAAACUAGAUCAGAUCCUUCUGGGUGGACCCACCGACAGUCAGUUGUCUGUGCAUGA